AUGUUGAGAGAUAUGUUUGAAAAAUAUAAAUUCAAGGGAUCGGCCGGUGGAGAAAAUAUAAAAGAAGAGAAACGCGUACUAAUUGCAAGGGACAAUCUAGGGACUGUCACUGUAAUUUUAGAUGAGGGACCAUUUUACUAUCUAAAAAAUUUUGGCGGUAAACUAAUAAUACCAUUUGAAGUAUCGUCUAUAGUUGGUGUAAUAGAAUUGGAGUAUUGGCUUUAA
Messenger RNA from Strongyloides ratti, 225 nucleotides. RefSeq lists its product as hypothetical. Bases 1 to 225 code for a protein of 74 amino acids. The transcript is spliced from 3 exons. Lineage: Eukaryota; Metazoa; Nematoda; Chromadorea; Rhabditida; Strongyloididae. The record is from RefSeq and is a predicted model, not a curated record.